UGUGCUCGUUACACUUUAUGGCAAUAAUGCGCUUUUCUGAGUUGGUCACCGCUGUUAAACCCCAACGAAGAAGAAAAGACAUGGCUGCGCGCUGACAACUGUGACAUUAGUUCUGGACAUCGCGACCAAAACAAGCAGUUUAUCAUAUUUUUAAACUAAACUCUACUGACAUAUUACCCAGACAAAGUGUGCUCGUCAAGAGACCUCAAAAGGGUUUUUAAAGUACUCAACUGGCACCAUGGUCCAUCUGACGUCGCAGCUAUUAAAGCGGUACCAUGGGGGUUACGUGGUCAUCCGUAUGGCCCUAGCGGGCCACAAGCAAGCCAACAGACCCUUCUACCGUAUCGUGGCGGCGUACAACAAGCGGGCAAGAGACGGCAAGUACAUCGAGCAGCUAGGAACGUACGACCCGCUGCCCAACGUGCACAAUGAGAAACUGGUCAGCUUCAACUGGGACCGCAUCAAGUACUGGAUUGGCUGUGGUGCACACCCUACCAAACCUGUGGCAAAACUUCUAGGUUUAGCAGGCUUUUACCCGCUCCAUCCCAUGACUGUGACGGAGAUGGAACGCCGGCGAGCCCGAGAGACACAGACCGAAACGGAAGCCAAAAAAAGUAUAGAGACGGAAGUGUGAUGGGGUUGUGAUGUCAUGGCAGCGCACAAAGACUGUUUUUGUACAUUGUAUAUUAUGUUUGACACAUGCUUGAUACACUGUGGAAUUAAAAGUG
Molecule: messenger RNA, 728 nt
Organism: Corythoichthys intestinalis (scribbled pipefish)
Lineage: Eukaryota; Metazoa; Chordata; Actinopteri; Syngnathiformes; Syngnathidae
Gene: mrps16
Product: mitochondrial ribosomal protein S16
Exons: 4
Coding region: 239-634 (131 amino acids)
Biological process (GO): mitochondrial translation
Cellular component (GO): mitochondrial small ribosomal subunit; ribosome
Molecular function (GO): structural constituent of ribosome
Source: RefSeq, a predicted model, not a curated record